Messenger RNA from Penicillium cinerascens, 1188 nucleotides. RefSeq names its product porphobilinogen deaminase. Bases 172 to 1188 code for a protein of 338 amino acids. Lineage: Eukaryota; Fungi; Ascomycota; Eurotiomycetes; Eurotiales; Aspergillaceae. The record is from RefSeq and is a predicted model, not a curated record. Gene Ontology annotation, molecular function: hydroxymethylbilane synthase activity. Gene Ontology annotation, biological process: heme biosynthetic process. Gene Ontology annotation, cellular component: cytoplasm. The transcript is spliced from 2 exons.
AUUAUUCUCAUCGAACAUUGAUCAGCAGCGCGUCUGUUCUGUUCAUCUCUGUUCUGCUGGUGGUUUUGGGCCGUGUCCCGUGAUCGGAGUUAUCCGCACGCAAUCGCCUUUUCGCCUCAUUUUCCUCGGCUUCUUUGCUCUCGUGAUUGGCACUACCCCCCUGCGACCAUCAUGGCUACCCCCGCCCCCACCAGAACGACCUUCACCAUCGGCACUCGCAAAUCCAAGCUCGCCUUGCUCCAGACCGACCUUGUGCAGGCCGCCCUCAAGAAAAUACACCCCGAAUAUGAAUUCAAGAUCUUCUCCAAGGAGACCGCCGGCGAUCUCAACACCACUAUUGCGCUGAAGGAUUUUACCAGCAAGAACCUAUGGACUGAGGAAUUAGAGGAGUUGAUGAUCGGGGGUCAGGUCGAUCUCAUCGUUCAUUCCCUCAAAGAUGUCCCCACUCUUCUCCCCUCGACAUGCACCUUGGGCCCUACAAUGCCCCGCGAAGAUAGCCGGGAUGUGCUCGUUGUGAAGCAAGGGCUGCCGUACAAGAGCUUGGCGGAGAUCCCCGCAGGCUCCGUGGUCGGAACCUCCUCAAUUCGCCGCACGGCUCAAUUGGCUCGCAAAUACCCUCACCUGAAGGUCCAGGAUAUUCGCGGCAACAUUGGCACCCGGCUGACCAAGUUGGACGCUGAAGAUAGCCCCUAUACUUGCGCCAUCCUCGCUGCCGCUGGUCUGCUGCGUCUGGAUCUGGAGGAUCGUAUCACGCAGUACCUCGACUCGAAGAACAGCGGAAUGCUCUAUGCAGUUGGACAGGGUGCUCUGGGUAUUGAGAUCCGUAAGGGCGAUACUCUCUUGAGCGAGAUGUUGGAUAAGAUUGGCGACUGGGACACAACUUUUGCCGUUUUGGCGGAGCGGAGUCUGCUCCGCACUCUGGAGGGCGGCUGCAGUGCCCCUCUGGGUGUUGAGACCGAGUGGGUUCAGAGCGCCGAGGGGUCCAAAAAAUUGCGCAUGCGGUCUGUCGUUGUCAGUGUCGACGGCCAGCAAUGCGCAGAGGCAGAGGUCGAUGGUGAUGUUCACUCAAUUGAAAGUGCCGAGGCUUUUGGCAUCACGGUGGCCAAGGCUCUGGUAGCCGACGGCGCUGGGAAGAUUCUUGAGGAGAUCCAGCACAACAAGGUGGCUAAGGAGAGUGUUUCUUCUUGA